Aureobasidium melanogenum CBS 110374 is the source of this 1536-nucleotide messenger RNA. Its product is annotated as ERG9, squalene synthase. The record is from RefSeq and is a predicted model, not a curated record. Gene Ontology annotation, molecular function: squalene synthase [NAD(P)H] activity. NCBI's taxonomy places the organism in Eukaryota, Fungi, Ascomycota, Dothideomycetes, Dothideales, Saccotheciaceae. The transcript is spliced from 3 exons. The coding region runs from base 1 to 1536 and encodes 511 amino acids. Gene Ontology annotation, cellular component: endoplasmic reticulum membrane. Gene Ontology annotation, biological process: farnesyl diphosphate metabolic process; ergosterol biosynthetic process.
AUGCCCAGCAUUGGCAGCAUUGUCUACUACGGCACCCACCUCGGGGAGCUGAGAAACAUCAUCCAAUGGAAGCUAUGGCACGACCCUGUCCAUCAACGCGACGAGGCCAAGGAGAGCCCUGAGCUGAAGGAGUGCUUCAAGUACCUCAAGAUGACCAGCCGCAGUUUCGCUGCUGUUAUUCAGGAACUCCACCCCGAACUUCUUGUCCCCGUCUGUCUCUUCUACCUGAUCCUGCGCGGCCUCGACACCAUUGAGGAUGACAUGACCAUUCCCUUCGACACCAAGGAGCCUCUGCUCCGCGACUUCCACAACAUCCUCGAGCAAGACGGCUGGAACUUCACUGGCAACGGCCCCAACGAGAAAGAUCGCGAGCUCUGCGUCCACUUCGACGUCGUUAUCGCUGAGUACAAGAAGAUCAAGUCUGAGUACAAGGUCAUCAUCAAAGACAUCACCGAUCGCAUGGGCAACGGCAUGGCCGAUUAUGCAAAGAUGGCCGACGAAGGCGGUGCUCAAAAGGUCGAGACAAUCAAGGACUACUACAAGUACUGCCACUACGUCGCCGGUCUGGUCGGCGAGGGUCUGACACGCCUGUUCGUCGAGGCCAAGUUGGCCAACCCGGCCCUUCUGGAGCGCGAGGACCUUCACGAAUCAAUGGGUCAAUUCCUGCAGCAAACAAACAUCAUCCGUGACAUUCGCGAGGACCACGAGGAUAAGCGCUACUUCUGGCCCCGCGAGGUGUGGUCCAAGCACGUAGACCGCUUCGAGGACCUCUUCCUGCCCGAGAACAAGGACAAGGCACUGGCUUGUAGUUCUGAGAUGGUUUUGCUGGCUCUGCGACGUGCUGAUGACUGCCUCUUCUACCUCGCUGGACUCAAAGAGCAAAGUGUCUUCAACUUCUGCGCGAUCCCACAGACCAUGGCUAUUGCGACGCUCGAGCUAUGUUUCCAGAACCCCGAUAUUUUCGAGAAGAACGUCAAGAUCACAAAGGGCUCUGCUUGCAGACUCAUGGUCGACAGCACACAAAAUCUGCAGGUUGCAUACGGCGUGUUCAAACGCUUCGCUCGCACUAUUCACAAGCGCAACAACCCACAAGAUCCCAACUUCCUCGAGAUCAGUCUUGCAUGUGGAAAGAUUGAGCAAUUCAUUGAAUCCAUCUUCCCUACACAGACUGCUGCCACCUAUCGCCAGGGCGCUCCUGCCCCUGCUCCCGUGGACGCGAAAGGUAACUCCCUUACUCCUGAGGAGCAGGAGGCACAAAAGAAGCAGCAGGCUCAGGAUAAGGAAGAGUUCUUCUAUAUCAUGCUGGCCGUUGGAGGCACGCUGUUUGUCAUUACUGCCAUCAUGUUCUUCACCGCUUGGAUGAUGGGCGCACGCUUUGACAUUGCCUGGCAACAGCUUCGCAGCGGCAACAUCUGGGCACCCAAGACCACAGAUGAGGCCAUACUUGCUCGUGAUGCUUACGAUGCUGCCAAGUCAACUGUUUCAGCAACUGUCAAGGCCGUCACAUCAAGCGUCGUCUCGCAUGGCGAGCUGUAA